Salvelinus fontinalis (brook trout) is the source of this 5169-nucleotide messenger RNA. RefSeq lists its product as uncharacterized. The transcript has 4 exons. Bases 2494 to 3891 code for a protein of 465 amino acids. NCBI's taxonomy places the organism in Eukaryota, Metazoa, Chordata, Actinopteri, Salmoniformes, Salmonidae. The record is from RefSeq and is a predicted model, not a curated record.
GUAACUAUACAUGUUGAAAUAUAGAUGAUACUACAACACAUAGUAAAUACAGAUGAUACUACAACACAUAGUAAAUAAAGAUAAUACGACAACACAUAGUAAAUACAGAUGAUACUACAACACAUAGUAAAUACAGAUGAUACUACAACACAUAGUAAAUACAGAUGAUACUACAACACAUAGUAAAUACAGAUGAUACUACAACACAUAGUAAAUAAAGAUAAUACUACAACACAUAGUAAAUACAGAUGAUACUACAACACAUAGUAAAUACAGAUGAUACUACAACACAUAGUAAAUACAGAUAAUACUACAACACAUAGUAAAUACAGAUGAUACUACAACACAUAGUAAAUAAAGAUAAUACUACAACACAUAGUAAAUACAGAUGAUACUACAACACAUAGUAAAUACAGAUGAUACUACAACACAUAGUAAAUACAGAUGAUACUACAACACAUAGUAAAUACAGAUGAUACUACAACACAUAGUAAAUAAAGAUAAUACUACAACACAUAGUAAAUACAGAUGAUACUACAACACAUAGUAAAUACAGAUGAUACUACAACACAUAGUAAAUACAGAUAAUACUACAACACAUAGUAAAUACAGAUGAUACUACAACACAUAGUAAAUACAGAUGAUACUACAACACAUAGUAAAUACAGAUGAUACUACAACACAUAGUAAAUACAGAUGAUACAACACAUAGUAAAUACAGAGGAUACUACAACACAUAGUAAAUACAGAUACUACAACACAUAGUAAAUAAGGAUAAUACUACAACACAUAGUACCGUAAUUGCUGGACUAUUAAGCGCACCUGAAUAUAAGCCGCACCCACUGAAUUUAAAAAAAAAAAUGUAUUUUGUACAUAAAUAAGCCGCACGUGUCUAUAAGCCGCAGGUGCCUACCAGUACAUUGAAACAAAUUAACUUUACACAGCCUUUAAACGAAACACGGCUUGUAACAAAAAUAAAUAGGCUUUAACGAAACACGUCUUGUAACAAAAAUAAAUAGGCUUUAAUUAAGGAAACAGGCUUGUAACAUUUUUUUUUUUUUAAAUAGCAGUAAACACUAGCCUACCAAGAAAGUCCUUGGUCACUAUCUUCCUCCUGUGCACUGAAACCACUGAAGUCAUCUCCUUUGGUGUCGGAGUUGAAUAGCCUCAGAAUUGCUUCAUCCGAUGUUGGAUCGUUUUCAUUGUGCUCUCCUCACUUUCAUCCGGAGGCAAAUUCCCCGCUGAGCUUAUGCUGCCCUCUUCAAUACGCAGCAGCCCCACGCUGUCAGGACCCACUGGCAGACUUGACCAUAAGUUGCUCUUCGCAUGCGGCCCGUUUUAGAAAAGGAUUUCUCCCCACUUGUCAUCCAAUCCAUUUUCUAGUUCGGGCCAUCUGCUUUUCUUUCCUCUGAAAGCUUUUGUUGUCUUUUUGCACUAAGUCAGUUUCUCACGCUGCUGUUUCCAACGUCUUAUCAUCGACUCAUUAAGGCCAAGCUCCCGUGCAGAAGCUCUAUUUCUUUUUCAAACAGCCAGAUCGAUCGCUUUCAAAUUGAAAGCUGCAUCAUAUGCAUUUCUCCGUGUCUUUGCCAUGAUGAGGGUGACAAAAUGACUACCGUAAUCAGAAUGAUGGAAAGUUUGAGCGCGCUCGAUUUACUUCACAUUAUGUGACGGUGCUCAGUUUUUUGGCGGCAUGAAUUUGUGAAAGUGGGAAAAAUCCAUAAAUUAGCCGCGUCAUUGUAUAAAGCGCAAGGUUCAUAGCGUGGGAAAAAAGUAGCGGCUUAUAGUCCGGAAAUUACGGUAAAUACAGAUGAUACUACAACACAUAGUAAAUGCAGAUGAUACUACAACACAUAGUAAAUACAGAUGAUACAACACAUAGUAAAUACAGAUGAUACUACAACACAUAGUAAAUACAGAUGAUACUACAACACAUAGUAAAUACAGAUGAUACUACAACACAUAGUAAAUAAAGAUAAUACUACAACACAUAGUAAAUACAGAUGAUACUACAACACAUAGUAAAUACAGAUGAUACUACAACACAUAGUAAAUACAGAUGAUACUACAACACAUAGUAAAUACAGAUGAUACUACAACACAUCUAAUAAAGCAAGUAGUUAUACUCUCUCAUUGAUAGAAUAGUAUCACCAAAUAUUUAGGCUAUUGAUGAUGUACUUGAUGUUCUCAGUUUGUCCAUGGUUGCAGUUAGCAUCGGUUUCGCUGUGAAGAAAGAGGCAAGCAUGGAAGUAUUGUUGAACAGAAUUGACCAAGUUAAAAAAUAUUAUUAUUAAAAGGCUAUUCAUUUGUAUUCUAAUGUAGUUUGAGUUUGGAGUGAUCUACCAUUGCUUCGAUAGAAUGUUAUACACAGCAAGAAUAGGCCAAAGGGGCAUUUUGCACUGGUGUAAGGAUCAACGUUUCAAAGGAAAAAGGUAAGUCAACUUCUUACCGCUUUGUGUGAUGCACCCACAUUUUCAUAGUGGAUUGUAGUGCCAUAUGUUAAGCCAGGGGUUGGCAAGCCUGUUACUGGAGUGCCAUAAGUUAAACCAGGGGUUGGCACGCCUGUUACUGGAAUGCCAUAUGUUCAACCAGGGGUUGGCACGCCUGUUAUUGGAGUGCCAUAUGUUAAACCAGGGGUUGGCAAGCCUGUUACUGGAAUGCCAUAUGUUAAACCAGGGGUUGGCACGCCUGUUACUGGAGUGCCAUAAGUUAAACCAGGGGUUGGCAAGCCUGUUAUUGGAGUGCCAUAUGUUAAACCAGGGGUUGGCACGCCUGUUAUUGGAGUGCCAUAUGUUAAACCAGGGGUUGGCACGCCUGUUAUUGGAGUGCCAUAUGUUAAACCAGGGGUUGGCAAGCCUGUUACUGGAGUGCCAUAAGUUAAACCAGGGGUUGGCAAGCCUGUUACUGGAGUGCCAUAUGUUAAACCAGGGGUUGGCAAGCCUGUUACUGGAGUGCCAUAUGUUCAACCAGGGGUUGGCACGCCUGUUAUUGGAGUGCCAUAUGUUAAACCAGGGGUUGGCAAGCCUGUUACUGGAAUGCCAUAUGUUAAACCAGGGGUUGGCACGCCUGUUACUGGAGUGCCAUAAGUUAAACCAGGGGUUGGCAAGCCUGUUAUUGGAGUGCCAUAUGUUAAACCAGGGGUUGGCACGCCUGUUAUUGGAGUGCCAUAUGUUAAACCAGGGGUUGGCACGCCUGUUACUGGAGUGCCAUAUGUUAAACCAGGGGUUGGCACGCCUGUUAUUGGAGUGCCAUAUGUUAAACCAGGGGUUGGCACGCCUGUUAUUGGAGUGCCAUAUGUUAAACCAGGGGUUGGCAAGCCUGUUACUGGAGUGCCAUAUGUUAAACCAGGGGUUGGCAAGCCUGUUACUGGAGUGCCAUAUGUUAAACCAGGGGUUGGCAAGCCUGUUACUGGAGUGCCAUAUGUUAAACCAGGGGUUGGCAAGCCUGUUACUGGAGUGCCAUAUGUUAAACCAGGGGUUGGCAAGCCUGUUAUUGGAGUGCCAUAUGUUAAACCAGGGGUUGGCACGCCUGUUAUUGGAGUGCCAUAUGUUAAACCAGGGGUUGGCACGCCUGUUACUGGAGUGCCAUAUGUUAAACCAGGGGUUGGCAAGCCUGUUACUGGAGUGCCAUAUGUUAAACCAGGGGUUGGCAAGCCUGUUACUGGAGUGCCAUAUGUUAAACCAGGGGUUGGCAAGCCUGUUACUGGAGUGCCAUAUGUUAAACCAGGGGUUGGCAAGCCUGUUACUGGAGUGCCAUAUGUUAAACCAGGGGUUGGCAAGCCUGUUACUGGAGUGCCAUAAGUUAAACCAGGGGUUGGCAAGCCUGUUACUGGAGAGCCGCAGGUAUUGCAGAAUUUUGUUCCAACUAGGCACCACACCUGACCAACUGAGCUAAUUGAUCAGUGAUUGCCUCAAUUGAACACAGCUGGCCUUCCAGGUUGGUUAAAUGAAAUACAGGAACCCCCAGGACCAGGCUCACCUACCCACGUGUUAAACUAACAAGGGUAGCAACUCAAACAUUUUACCAUGCAGCAUUAUCAAAUGUUAACUUGAUUGAUUUAAUUUAUCAAUUUGAUAUUUUUUUAUUGGUUUACUAAAAUGUUCUGUAUCCAUUAUCCUAACCUGAAGCUGUUUUUCUAUUCCCAACGACUGAUGGAUGUCUCAUUUUGACUGAUUUCGGAGUCAAGCGGGACCCAGCAACACUGAACAUCUUCUCGGGGAACAUCAUGAAGUUACUGAGUGCACCAGCUCAUGGGUACUCGCUGACUGUUUAUUCUCCAAUGGGUGAGGAUAAUCGGCAGCUCAACCCUGGCCCUGUGUCUGAUAGCCACGGAGGCGGCUGAGGCCUACUACCAGUAUGGGCUGCACUGCUGGGACAUCCGAGAGGCUGGGGGAGUUGUCAGAGACACCACAGGCCUUGGGGUGUUGCACAAAAGGACCACUGUUGGGAGACGGAGGGACUGGGCGUGAGGUCGGGAUCAUGUGGUCAGCUGCCGUUCAGUCUCUGGCAGUCCAGAAGCUCCGCUAUCAACUCCUUCCCUGAAAUGGGGUCCUCUCGACCUCAUGUCCUGAAGAGUGGUUGCUGCAGGAACCCACAACAUGGCCAGUUACAUCGUCCAGCAACUGCAGCCAAUCGGCUACGAGUGGGAUGACAGUGACCCUGGUUUGCAAAAGUAAAAGUCGACCUCCAUCUAUCCAGUGGAUUCUCCUCCGCCUUUCACCUCAAAUCAUGAAAUGCUGCCGCAGAGUAUGCAAGCCUGCUCUUUUUUUAAAGGAGAUUUAGCUAAAACGUCAUUUUCCUCCUUUUAAUAUGGAAAUAUUUGUACAGUUUAUUGUAAGUAUGCACUAAUAUACACGGCCAGAUAAUAAUUAGUGACUAGAUUUACAGUAGUAAUCACAUAGACACUCAUUAUCUCUUACAGUUGAAACACUGACUGAAGUUUGUCACGUUUAACUGUUUUUUUUUACUUUUCUAAAUAUAUAUCCUCAUACCAAUAAAGGAAAAUUCUGAAAAAUGUAGAUGUGUUUUCAAUGAUGUAAUGAAAAUAGUUGAACCAGGUUUGUAUGGAGCUAGAAUUUUGGUUUGUAGUGAUGGUUGUGGAUGCUAAGACUUAAAUCACUGCCAAAACCGUUAUUCACUAUUAUAAUAAAUAAAUCAAACAAUUUCAGUGAA